AUGAGCGCCCCUCCUACUGAGCCGACCUCCUCAAUGAUUCUCGCGCCCAGCGCCAAAACUGAAACAAUUCAGCCUUUCAGUGUCGACGUGGUGGAUUUGACCGGUGACUCGGACAAGGACAUCACGGAUGUGGAUGCAUUGAAUACAUCCAGAGCAUCUGGGCCCAAAAUUACGACCCCUUCCGCACAAGAUAAUAAUCCGGGCAGCCAGGCGGGUGAUCUCACCGGCAUGGCUCCUGCGGGCGCAGGCACCCCCAGCCCGGUGGUCAAGCGGGAGCGAAGUUUGACCCCCAAACCCUCAGUUGUCCAGCGCGCCAACAGCGCCGACAGCACCGACAGCACCCGGACUGAGCGUGCGUCCCCACCACCGCCGGAUCAGGUCCUAUCAGAGCGCUCAGGAUCAGGGCGUCUUUACAUCCGACAGAUGCGCAGCGCCGUGGGGACAGACUACUGGAGCAUGACGUUCAUGGGGGAGCUCAUGUUCAGCCGCAGUGAGGAUGAAGCUGUUUCACCUCCUCGCGGGAAGAGACGGCGGACCUGA
Messenger RNA from Uncinocarpus reesii 1704, 540 nucleotides. RefSeq lists its product as uncharacterized. The coding region runs from base 1 to 540 and encodes 179 amino acids. The transcript has 2 exons. The record is from RefSeq and is a predicted model, not a curated record. NCBI's taxonomy places the organism in Eukaryota, Fungi, Ascomycota, Eurotiomycetes, Onygenales, Onygenaceae.